AUGAAGUCAGCAAACACCCAUUCAGCAGGUUUCGUUAGAGAGGAAACCAAAGAUAGUGCAGUUCAUUCAUAUCAUAGUGAGGAAAAGGAAGCUCUCGUUGAACAUUUAAACUUUGUUUUGAGACAAGACCAAUUCUGUAGCAAAAGACUUCCAAUCGAUCCAAAGUCUGAUAGAAUAUUUACUGAUUUAAAAGAUGGUACUAUUCUUUGUAAAUUUAUAAACGCAAUUAGACCUGGAUCAGUAAAAGAAUCUCUAGUUAAAUUAACAAAUGAUAAACAAAUCAAUGUAUUCGAGAGGAAUGUUAAUCUUGACAUUUGUUUAAAGGCUGCCAAAGUAAUGGGUUGUUCAACUGUUAAUAUUGGUCCUGUCGAUUUUCAAGAGGAAAGAAGACAUUUAGUUUUAUCUAUAUUAUGGCAAUUGGUAAAGAUUGAUCUAUUAAACAAAGUAUCUAAAUUGGCAAUUAGAGUUAAAGGUGAGAUAUUGGAUCUAUCAGAGACUGAAAAGGUACAGGAUAUGUUUGCUGAUGAGAUUUUGGUGCGUUGGGUUAAUCAUCAUUUGGCAGAGGCAAAUCAUAGUCAAAGACGACGUAUCACAAACUUUUCAUCUGAUAUCAAGGAUUGUGAAGCUUAUAUUAUCCUUUUCAACCAUCUUGCACCGAGUGCCUGUUCACUAGAUCUACUCAAUCAAUCGAAUCUUGGUGAUCGUGCCAAUCAGUUUUUGGAAUCGGUUGAACGUAUCGAUUGUAGAAAGUUUAUCACUGCCGAUGAUAUUGUCAAUGGAAAUGGUCGUCUCAAUAUAGCCUUUAUUGCUUAUGUAUUUAACAAGUUUAAUCAAGCCGCCGAUGAAGCACCUGUUGUCCCAAGUCAGCAGGUGGUGGUCAUUCGCAAGGCUGAAGAAAAGCUAGAAGAGAUUGAUCAAGAGAUACAUAGCAUUGACAAUGAAAUUAGAGCCUACCAACAACGAUCACAUCACAAACAAGAAGUGAUAGACGAAAUUAAAAGACAGAUAGAAGAGAUAAAGGUAGAGGACAAGGAGAUUGAACAACAAUUUGAAGAGCGUGUUGAAACAUACAAACAAGAACUCUUUGAACAACGUGAUCAAUACGAAUCAACCAUUGAGCGAUUGGAAAAAGAACUCUUACAACUUGAAGCAGUUGCACCUCCUUCAUCUGACGUACUCAAGGAACAAUUGGAACAAGAAACAAGAGAGGUUGAAAUGCUCAGACAAGAGAUUGAAAAAGAAACAACCGACCAAUUAUCUGUCAUGAGAGAUCAAUCUCUUCAAAGCGAACAAAAAUUACAACAAGUUCAACAAGAAGUGGAAAAGGCACAAACAGAGCUCAAUCAAGAGCUUGAUACAUUGAACAAGGAAAAGGAAAUAGUUCAACAAAAGAUUGAUGCUACUGGAUACACAGAGACCAAGAAGCAACUAGAUGAAGCACGUCAACAAAUCAAAAACAUAGAGACCAACAUCAAAGAACUCAAAGAAUCUGAAAAAAACCUCAAGGUUGAUUUAAAGGAUGCAAAAGAGGAUCGUCGUCGCAUUGCAGUGGCCAAGCAAAAGAUUCAAGCACAAUUAGAGACUGCCAAGACUAGCAACGAAAAGGUGAUCAAGAGUAGAAUAGAAACCGAUCGUAUCAUUGACAGUACAACUAGACAGGUACGAGAUCUUAGAGGUGAGGUUGAUCGUAUUAGAAAUGAUCGUGUCUAUGUUCAACAACAAACAGAGGUUUUAAAGGUGGAAAUUGUAGAGGCUGACGAACAGUUGCAGGAUAUCAAGAUUGAAAAGAAAAAGGUAGAGACGAGGAAACAAGAGUUACGAGAAGAAUUGUUUGAUAAAGAGGUCGAAUUGGAAGAGACUAUUAUUGAAAAGGAAGCUCGUAUCAGUGUAAAGAAAAAGGAACAUAAAGAGAUUCUAGAUAAAAUGCAACGUGUCUUUGAAAGCGAGAAAAAGGAAUUGGUAGAAGAACGUAAAAAGACACAAUUGGAAUUGGUUCAAGUGGAAACGGAGCAAUUGCGUGCCGAAUACCAAACAGAAAAUGUAAAGAGAGAGGUGGAACUAUUGGAAAUGAAACAUAGAUCCUUUCAAAGUGACAUUCGUCUACAAAUCGCUGAAAAGGAGUUGUACGAACAAGAAGCAGAGAAACUAGGUCGCGAAAACGAUAGAACAAACAAAUUUUUGCAACAAGAAAAGGCAGCCAACUCUGAACUCGAAGAAAGAAACCAAGUACUCCUCGAAAGGAAAUCAAAGACUCGAAAAGAACUACAAAAGCUAUCGUCUGAAAAUUACAACAAGAGAAAAGAGGCAAGAGAGAUUCAACAAAAGAACGAGUCAAUGGCCAAUGAUUUGGACAGCACCCUCGUCAUGGCUCAGAGAAUCGAAUCAGUCAUCAAGAAUGAGCAGACCGAGUUGACAAUUAAAGAGGCCGAGCUCAAAGACGAAAAGAGACGCCUCAAAAAAUUGGAAAAAGAGAAAAAGGAGCGCCAAGAAGAUGCGAUUAAAAAGAUUGACGAGAAACAUGCUCGUGAAUUGGCUAGACUCAAGGUUGGUGUCGAAGGAAAACAAAAGGAUCUCAUCAAAGUUGGUAAUCAAAUCGAGGACCUCCAAACAAAGGAAAAGAGAUUGGAGGAACGUUUGGCAAGAAAUGCAGCUGAAGUGGCUGCAAAGAGCGAGCGUUUGGAACUACUCAACAACGACAAUAAAAAGUCAGAGGAAAAGGUAAAACAACUCGAAAACGAUCUAACAAAGGCAAUGGAAAUGUUGGAUCGUUCCAAAAAGAUAAAAGAGGAUUUUAGCAAUGAAUUUGAAUCAACCUCUAGCAAACUAAAGAAACUCAAAGACUCAAAAUCAAACUCGCUCAAAUUGAAAUCAGCUACGGAAAGUGAGAAGAAAUCAUUGGAAGAACGUUUGGCAAAGGCAAAGAGCCUACUCAAUCUUACAAGCAAUGAAUUAAAAAAGCUAAGUUUGGACUCUGACAAGAUCAUCAAACAAGAAACUGAAAAAUUAAGAACAUCAUCUCCAAAGAAAUCAAGAUCAUCAAAAAGAGCUGGAGAUAAAGAAGAUGAAAAGGAUAAAGAUGAUGAAAAGAAAAAGAAAAAGAAAGAUAAAGAGGAAUUAAAGCAAGUCUUACCAGAAAAUCCAAAUAUCAAAGAACAACAACAAGAACAAGAACAAGAUGUAAUAAUAGUAAAAGAACAAGAAAUUAAUACAACAACGGAAAGUGGAGAUCAAGUAAUAGAAGAAAAAGAAGAACAAGAUGUGAAAAUAGAAGGACCAAAUCAAAUUAUUGAAUCAACAAAAGAGGAAGAAAAAGAAGAAGGAGUAGCCCAACAAGAAACUCAAGAAGAAGAAGAAGAGGUCAAAGUAGAGGAAGAAGUAGUCCAACAAGAAACUCAAGAAGAAGAAGAGGAGGUCAAAGAGGUUGCAAAGGACAACAAUAAUGAACCACCCAUUGAGGAGCUUGUUGUUGUUCAACAACCCAAAGAGGAGAUAUUCAUAAAUAACAUUACAGAGGAUAUUGAAUCAACACCAACACCAGUACAAGACCAACCAGUUGCCAUAACUCAUUCAAAAUCAUCUUCACAUUCAAAUCUUUCGCCACUUGAAAUGACAAGACUUAAAAGAGAGGAAAGAGAAAAAGAAAGAGAAACAAAGAGAUUGGAAUUGGAAAAAAUCAAAAGACAGCUUCAGUUGGAAGAAGAGGAUGAUGGCGCAGGUGCUACCUACUAA
Cavenderia fasciculata is the source of this 3729-nucleotide messenger RNA. It is a transcript of the gene frpA, whose product is annotated as actin binding protein. Gene Ontology annotation, biological process: actin filament bundle assembly; actin filament network formation. Gene Ontology annotation, molecular function: actin filament binding. Gene Ontology annotation, cellular component: actin filament; cytoplasm; actin filament bundle. Bases 1 to 3729 code for a protein of 1242 amino acids. The transcript has 3 exons. NCBI's taxonomy places the organism in Eukaryota, Evosea, Eumycetozoa, Acytosteliales, Cavenderiaceae. The record is from RefSeq and is a predicted model, not a curated record.